Molecule: messenger RNA, 597 nt
Organism: Funneliformis caledonium
Lineage: Eukaryota; Fungi; Glomeromycota; Glomeromycetes; Glomerales; Glomeraceae
Source: the annotation of a GenBank genome assembly
AUGCCGUCCAAAACCUCAAAAUACGUAUAUCACGGUCACAGCAAGAUAAUCUCAGGUGUUAUAGCAGUUCUUGAAACCACUAACCGACCACUUUCCUUACAAGAGUUGGUUGAUGAAAUGACAAGACGUCAAUUAGUAGUUUUUCAUGGUGCCACUCCGCGUAAUACUGUCAGUGGUGAAAUUAGUAAACUUCUCAAUGCAGUAGGUCCUAACAAUGCUCCCAUCCUAAAAGUUAACCAAGGAAAACUUACCAAAAAACAUGUUUCACAUGGUAAAAUUCAAAAAAGACAUUCAUCUCGCACUACUCGUAAUAAUCAUCAUUCGCAAACUACCAUAAUCUCUUCAGACAAGCAGGAUCAAAAGGAGCGCGUGACUGAUCAGAAAAAACGACGCCAAAUGGAUGAUCUAAAGGCUGCAUAUUUACUUUCUUGUCUUUCUGCACAUUCGUUUUGGCUAAAUUUUAAAAAUGAACCAGAGAAAGAUUUUAAAUAUUUUCUGGAAGCUCAUGUCGGGGAAACUUCUUUGAUUUCUAGCGUAAACGAUGGUGAUCUUAAUAAUAACUCAAUGAAAAUGGAAUCAUGUAUGACAGAAUAUUGA